AUGGAUAACAGAAUCUUGACCUACGAGGAAUUAUCUACACUCUUGGCUCAAAUUGAAGGAUGUCUCAAUUCCAGGCCGCUAUGCCCCAUUUCAACUGACCCAGCAGAUUGUGAAGCCCUAACUCCGUCUCACUUCCUCGUUGGAGAACCAAUUUUAUCUGUCCCAGACGAAAAUCUACUAGACCACAAUGUAGAUAGACUUUCUCGCUGGAAAGUGGUUCAGUUGCUAAGUCAACAGUUUUGGAAUCGCUGGAAGACGGAAUAUAUAAACCGGUUGCAAUCCCGUCCAAAAUGGCUCAAGCCUCAAAAGAACGUUGAAGUUGGCGAUUUGGUCAUCAUAUUUGACGAACGAGUUCCCCCAGGUCAAUGGCCACUAGCCCGUAUAACAGAAGUCCAUCCUGGUACUGAUGGAAAAGUCAGAGUUGUUUCCCUAAAGUCCAAUGGCAAAAUCUACAAACGUCCAGUUUCAAAGGUUGCACUUCUGCCCCAACAAGAAGACUUUAAUUCCGCAAAAGAUCCUGAUAAGAGUUGCUGUGAGCCGAGGCACAGCGUGUUAUCAGCGUUUAGUGUCUUAUUAAUAGGCACCACCCUUAUCCACGGUAAAGCUUUACCCGAUCCAAAACCUCCCUUGCUUGGCCAACCACAAAAGCAACCACAACCCCAACAACUACAACCUCAACCAUCCAAAAAUGUUGCCUUCGAUCAACAAACAUCCGAAUCUCAAAUCUCACAAGUUGCCCAACAGAGAAUAGAUUUGGACGAAGAGUAUCAUCAUCACCACCAUGAACAUCAUCACGAUCCAGGCUAUUGGAAAAAGAAGGUAACGUGGAAAGAGGGUUGGAAGAAAAUUUGGAAACCGGCGAAAAAACAAAUUUGGAUACCACAAUGGAAACAGAUUUGGAAACCCGUAUGGGUGCCGGUAAAAGUUCCCGCCUGGAAAGAAGUAAAGGUGCCGGCAUGGAAACAAAUUUGGAAACCGGUGUGGAAAGAAAUUCAAGUGCCAGCAUGGAAGGAGAUACAAGUACCAGAUUGGAAGAAAAUCUGGAAACCGGUGUGGGUACCCACUAAAGUACCUGCCUGGAAGGACAUACAAGUUCCAGCAUGGAAACAAAUAUGGGUACCGGUAUGGAAAGAAAUUCAAGUUCCCGCCUGGAAAGAAAUUCAAGUACCCGAAUGGAAACAAUAUUGGACACCCGAAUGGAUCAAAGUGGGUAUACCGGGUGAAAAGUAUCUGGGUAAAGAUCACGAAGGUUGGGAAUACACCAGUCAUGAUUUGUGGAAAAAGAAGCUGAUCUGGAAAUCACAUUGGAAGAAAAUCUGGAAGCCGGCCAAGAAACAAAUUUGGGUGCCAAGUAAAAAACUCGAAUGGAAGGAAGAAUGGAAACAGAUUUGGAAGCCAGCCAAGAAACAAAUUUGGGUUGAUGACAAGAAACUGGAAUGGAAGGAAGCCUGGAAACAGAUUUGGAAGCCAGCCAAAAAACUAAUUUGGGUUCCCGACAAGAAACUCGAAUGGAAGGAAGCUUGGCAACAAAUUUGGAAAACCGAAAAGAAAGAAACCUGGGUUGAAGACAAGAAAUUGGAAUGGAAAGAGGCAUGGAAACAAAUAUGGGUGCCCGGUUGGAAGGAAGUUUGGGUACCCGAUUGGAAGAAGAUUUGGAAACCGGUAAUUAUUUCCGAAUGGUUCCCCUCGCCAGACCAUCAUGAUCAUCAUCAUCAUGAAGUGGAACAUGGUUGGGAUCGUAAAGAUAACAACAAAGGCGAUAAAGUGGUGUGGAAACGUGACGACAAUGCCGCGGGUAGCGUACAAAAAUCCACACAACUGCAACCAGUACAAACAACAAAUUUCCAAAAUAAACCUCUGGCCACCGCACAAAAGGAAACAUCUAAAGCAUUUAAAUUUCCUGGAGCGUAA
This is a messenger RNA of Musca vetustissima, 1911 nucleotides long. RefSeq lists its product as uncharacterized. The coding region runs from base 1 to 1911 and encodes 636 amino acids. The record is from RefSeq and is a predicted model, not a curated record. The transcript has 2 exons. NCBI's taxonomy places the organism in Eukaryota, Metazoa, Arthropoda, Insecta, Diptera, Muscidae.